Carlito syrichta (Philippine tarsier) is the source of this 348-nucleotide messenger RNA. RefSeq names its product huntingtin interacting protein M (gene HYPM). Gene Ontology annotation, molecular function: protein heterodimerization activity. The record is from RefSeq and is a predicted model, not a curated record. Lineage: Eukaryota; Metazoa; Chordata; Mammalia; Primates; Tarsiidae.
AUGUCAGAGAAAAAAGGCUAUGAGAACUCUUAUAGACAUGGUCAUCAGACACAAGAUCCUUCUUCCAGAGCCGAUUUACAACCCCCUGUGAACUUCGUGGAUACCCAGCAAGAGGCACAACAUGCCCAAUGCCAGUGUUCCUCCAAAAUACGUUUCCUCCGUGCCUUGCUCACCUACCUUACCAAUUGCGUCCUGGAGCUGGUAGAGUCUGAAGCCAACAGCAGGAUGCAUAUUGCCUCAGAAGAGGGAGAGAGAGGAGUAAACCACAACCAUGAGCCUCACUGUCUCUUGAACGAUAUAGACUUCUUCCUCUUUGAUGAGAUGCUCAGAUCCAAGAAUAAUGGUUGA